AUGGAUAAACCCAAUAACACGGUGGGGUGUGAUUCGGGACUCUCCCAAUCACUGCCACAAAUCGACAACAACUUUCGUGGCUUUACCUGCCAGAACCAAGGCACCAGCAAACGGUCGAACAGAGCCAAAGGAGCAGGGACAAAAAACAAGAGCAGGAGCAAAUCCCGAGCAAAAGUGAAGGAGCAGGACUGGGAUUUCGAGAGCAGUUACAUGGACCUCCUGGGUGGCUUACAGGAGGAGGAAACCACAGAUUUAACUGCUCCAGAACUGAAAUGUCCCAGUGCUGAUGUUAGUCCAGCCCCAUCUUCACCUGAUGGCAACAGGCUGAAGACAUUUAAUAGUCAAGCUCCGGAGCCAGAGCUAAAACAUCAGACUCUUUCAAAUGUUAGUGCCGCGCCAGCCUCAGUAUCUGACACACGAGGGGAGGAUCAAGAGGACUUCUACAUUUCUGAACUGCUACAGACAAAAAGGGCAGAACGACAACUGAAGGGGAGCAACUUCAGAAGGCGUCAGUCCAGUUUUAUACCUGCUCCUCUUGGGGAAAGCCUCCAGAGCCCUGUGUGCCUGGAACCAGAGCAGGUCAGCAAUGAGGCAGUGAAAAGCACACCAGAAAAGUUCUUUAAAAAGGUGAAACCUGAGAAGAACUUUCCAGACACUAGUUUGGAACUGUCUCCGGCAUUGAAGGAAGAUACUGAGGACUCAGCACGAUGGAGGAACCUCCACUUGGAACCUCCACGUGGCUCACCAGAAGAAGACAAUGAAUUUCUGGAAGUCUCAGAGCCAGAAUUUAAAAAAUAUGAUGAGGAAGAAGACACCUUUAAUUAUCAGAAGGACUCGACUCCCACAGAGCCCCAGUCCAGUCUUUCCCCUCCUCCACUUGAGGAAUUAGAGCAAGUAAGCAGUAAGGUGGAAGACGACACGGCACAAAGGUCCUUAAAAAAGAAGGAAGAAAACUUUUUGGGGACUAGCUUGGUAGGAGAGGAGAUUAAGAAAGACACACACAAGAAGAAGGCAGAGGUGCACCACCGCAGUGUUUCACCUGCCUCAUCCAGUUUAUCUGAUGCUCCCGAGCCUCAUGACGUGGCAACAUCUCCUGUGACAAAGAACUUGGAAACAUCUGAAGAAUUUCUAGAGUCACAGAAGAGACGUGAGGAAGAGGAGGAGAGACGUCUGAAGGCCGAGAGUGAAGAGCGACUGGAAACUCUCCGCCGGUCACUGUUGGCGAAGAGGAGAGAGGCAGAAGCCAGACUGAGGGAAGAAUCAGAAAGAGAAAUACAGGCUCUCCAAGCUGAACGGGAGAGACAAGCUGAAAACAUCAGGCGGGAGGAGAGACGGAUGUCGGCUGAGAACGAGCAGAGACUGGAAACUCUCCGCCGGUCACUGUUGGCGAAGAGGAGAGAGGCAGAAGCCAGACUGAGGGAAGAAUCAGAAAGGGAAAUACAGGCUCUCCAAGCUGAACGGGAGAGACAAGCUGAAAACAUCAGGCGGGAGGAGAGACGGAUGUCGGCUGAGAACGAGCAGAGACUGGAAACUCUUCGUCAGUCUCUGUUGGCGAAGAGAACAGAGGAGGAGGAAAAACUCAAGAAACAACACGAGACAGAUCUGGAGCAGUUCAGGGAAACGCUCCAGACAAAACAGACAAAAGAAGAGGAGCAAAUCCGGCAGGAGGCGAGGUGUCUGAAGGCGAAGUACGUAGACAGACUUGAGACAAUUCGUCAGACUUUGCUGGAAAGAGGGGCAGAGGAGGAAGCCAGACUCAAGAGGGAAUCUGAGGAGGUUCUCGAGAGACUUAGAAAAAAGCUCGAAACUAAUCAGAAGAGGCAGGAAGAGAAAAUACGGAAAGAAAACGAAGCCUCCCUGAAAGGUCUGAAAACGAAACUACAAAAACAGCAGGCAGAAAUGAAAAAUAAACUUAAAGCCAGCAACAAGAUGAAGCUGGAGGAACUGCGGGCUCAGUUGGAUGACGAGGCAGAGAAGCAAAGACUCCAAAAAAAUAACAAAAAAAAAGUAGACUCUUUCGAACAAGGCCUGGAAGAAGAAAUGAAAGCUCUGAUGAAAGCCAAACGGGAUGAGGUGAUGCUCCGGUACGGCAGAAAGAUGGCUGAACAAUUCAAGAAAGAACGUCAGGAGCAUGAGAAGAAGUUAGAGCAGCUGCGGGAGAAACACCAGAAAGAGAUUGGCGAGAUGAGGGAGAAACUUGUCAAGGAUUGUAGAGAUGAAAAAGAGCAGCCGGACGUGUCUCAUGCCCUCGAUCUGGACCGGGCGGAAAUUCUCCAGAGACAAACAGAAACCUCAGCCCGAGAAUCUGAGCUCGUAAAGGUGAUCCUCAGCACCAGAGAGGAGCUGAGGAGGAGCAGGGAGCAGAGGGACAGCGUGGAGACGAGGCUCAACCUGCUGCAGGAGAAACACGACGGCCUCGAUGUCAGAAUCAGACAGCUCGAGGAAAACGCCGCCGCAGAGAAUAAUUUUGAGUGUGAUUUUAUCAGCUGA
Molecule: messenger RNA, 2490 nt
Organism: Boleophthalmus pectinirostris (great blue-spotted mudskipper)
Lineage: Eukaryota; Metazoa; Chordata; Actinopteri; Gobiiformes; Gobiidae
Product: trichohyalin-like
Exons: 2
Coding region: 1-2490 (829 amino acids)
Source: RefSeq, a predicted model, not a curated record